Westerdykella ornata is the source of this 1323-nucleotide messenger RNA. RefSeq lists its product as uncharacterized. The record is from RefSeq and is a predicted model, not a curated record. Lineage: Eukaryota; Fungi; Ascomycota; Dothideomycetes; Pleosporales; Sporormiaceae. The coding region runs from base 1 to 1323 and encodes 440 amino acids. The transcript has a single exon.
AUGUACCCUCCCCCGGAGGACUACUACCCACCCCGCUCCCACAGGUACACCCUCGAAGACUCCCCUGGCUAUCCAGGCCGCAAAUUCGACGUCGUCCUAGGGCAGAUUGUGGCAACGAUUCAACAUCUUUGUAUCGACAACAUGGUGUUCGCCGCUGCAAAUAUCCGUGUCUGGAACCUGACCAACUCGCCAUCCAUUUGGCCUCCGACUGCGAGAGUUCCUGUUAAGUUUUAUGUCUUUAAGCCAUGCCAUGAAGAGUUUCCAAUCGCGGUCCCCGUCAAAAUCGCCGAUUUGAGCGCACCAAUCACCGGAGAUAACCUCAUGGUACGAGUCGAUGGAGAGUGGAAACCCUUGACACCAUGGCUGCUAUCUCUUCCUGAUCCUGAUCAAAUUCUCAAGGACCGCCCUGAUUCGAGUAUAUGGGCUCAGCGACAAUGGUGGAAGCGUAAUGGCAAAACGUUCCCUCUUAUGAAGCUCCCCGUGGAAGUGCGGAUGAAUAUAUAUAAGCACGUCCUCGGUGGUAAGAUUUACCUGAGUACUGCUGACUCCCGUCAUGGUGGAGACCAGAUUGUCACACUCUGGUCACACGAUAGCUGGGAUGGUAUGCCCACGCCACCUCAUGCAGGGUAUUAUGGGCCGCUGCCUGCGCGUAGUAGCAAUUGGUGGAUGGACUUGGACGCGUUCGCACCAAGCAGGCCGAGCUACAGCAUUCUCUGGGUCAGCAAGGAAGUGCAUGAUGAAGCGACCGGCGUGGUCUGGAGCGGUACGUGGAAGUGCUUCCUUAGCCCUUCGCUGUUCCAUGACGUUCUCCAAGCUCGCCUUCCCAAUCGAUAUACAUGGCUGACUCGGAUUGAAUUGGACUUCGGCUUCUGUCAGUACUUCGAUUUCUUUGGCGUAACAAUAUUCCCAUCUCUCAGCAAGACCGAAUCCGAGUAUGAGGGCCUCUUACUGAGCAUGCGAUACGAGAAUCUCCGCGACGUGCGCCUACGUUUCCGGUGCGCUGACUUGGAUAACCCCUGGUAUGAGUUUAAAGUCACUCACCACUCGGAAGACUGGUUCGUCGAUGACGAGAACUACUCGCACAUGGAAUACGACUUGUGUCAAAGCACAUUGGUCGAUUGCCUCAUGCAUUUUGCCCUCCCUGUUCUUUCGAAAUUCCCUCGAGUCCGCUUGGUCGGAUGGAUCGAUCCCCGAGUCAAAGAGAAGUGGGAGUACAUCCUCAGCCGCGAGUACGAUCCAUUCAGGGCAUCCAUAUAUGACUGGCAGAAAGAGGGCAGAGAACUUGUGGGUCUGCCCGCGUACAGGUUGCCACCAUGCCGCUGA